AUGGAACCCUCCAAAGACGAACUCGACCUAGUAUCCCCCACCAAAUCCAACAACCUCAACCCGACAUCGCUGAACGACCCCUGGACCGCCAAAUUCACCUCCGCCUCCCCCGAAUGGCACCAACACACCAACAAGACCCUCCUCCGCAAAAUCGACCUACACCUCCUCCCCUUUCUCAUCCUCAUGUACCUCCUCAACUUCCUCGACCGGUCCAACCUCGCUCAAGCGCGCCAAGGCACACUGGAGACCGACCUCGGCAUGUCCGGCACAGACUUUAAUCUCGCCACGUCCAUCUUCUUCGUUGCCUACUUACUCAUGCAGUUGCCAUCCAACAUGCUGAUUACGCGACUUCGGCCAUCGAUUUAUUUGUCAAGUGCAAUGGCGCUGUGGGGAGCGGUGAGUGCGUGUAAUGCCGCCAGUCAAAAGUUUACGCAUUUGUUGGUGGUCCGAAUCUGUUUGGGGAUUGUCGAGGCGCCGUUUUUCCCCGGAGCGGUGUUUCUGAUGAGUAGUUGGUAUAGUCGGGCGGAACUGACGAAAAGGAUGGCGUAUUUCUAUAGUGGGAAUGCGUUGGCGAAUAUGUUUGGGGGCGUGAUUGGGGCGGGGGUGUUGGGGAAUUUGGAGGGGGCGAGGGGGGUGAGUGGGUGGCGGUGGUUGUUUAUUAUUGAAGGAACAAUCACUGUCGCCGUCGCCUUCGCCGCUGCGUUUGUCCUGCCCGAUUAUCCCAACACCACGCGCUGGUUGAGCGAAGAGGAGCGGGCGUAUGCCUCGUGGCGCUUGUUGGCUGAUAUCAACGAGUCGGACGACCAAAACAGUCGCUCGGUUUGGGACGGGCUGAAGCUUGCGCUCAGGGAUUACCGGCUAUACCUCUUCGUUCUGCUGCAGCACUUGUCCCUGCUCAGCCAGACGUUCCAGUACUUCUUCCCCAGCAUCGUGGGCACUCUUGGAUACGGCACGAUCGAGACGCUGUGGUUGACGGCUCCCGUAUGGUUCGCGACCUUUUUGAUCUCCGUCUGUGUGACGUGGACGAGUUCCAAGACGGGCGAUCGCAGCUUGCAUAUCUUCUUCUUGAUGUUGCUGGCCGCGGUGGGGAAUGCGGUGGCGACGGGCACGACCAAGGUGGGAGCGAGGUUCUUUGCCAUGUUUUUGAUGCCCAUGGGAGCAGUUUCUUCUUAUCAAAUCAUCUUGUCGUGGGUUGCCAACUCGUUCCCUCGUCCUAUGGUCAAGCGCUCGGCUGCUGUGGCUAUUGCCAACAUGUUUGGCAACACGGCGAGUAUUUACGGGUCGUACAUGUACCCGGCAUCGGCGGCGCCACAGUACAUACCCGGAGGAAGUGCGAAUUCUGUAAUCUGCCUUUUGGUGGGAUUGUUGGCUUUGUUCUUGCGCUACCUGCACAAAUGGGAGAACAAGAAGUUGGAGAAGGCCGAGGCGGAAGAGGCUGAGAACCCAGAGACUGCGGCUGUUGCGGCGUCGGGUGAUAGAAGAGCGGCGGGGUUCAGGUACAUCUACUGAGCUCAGAAGGAUUAGCUAGUCUCGAGAUAAAUAGUGGUUACUUGAC
This is a messenger RNA of Neurospora tetrasperma FGSC 2508, 1555 nucleotides long. RefSeq lists its product as uncharacterized. The record is from RefSeq and is a predicted model, not a curated record. Gene Ontology annotation, molecular function: transmembrane transporter activity. The transcript is spliced from 3 exons. NCBI's taxonomy places the organism in Eukaryota, Fungi, Ascomycota, Sordariomycetes, Sordariales, Sordariaceae. Gene Ontology annotation, biological process: transmembrane transport. Bases 1 to 1509 code for a protein of 502 amino acids. Gene Ontology annotation, cellular component: membrane.